UGACGCACACACGUCGUUCGCCCAGUGCGCGCUGAUGGCGGACAGCAGCUACUUCACAAACGCCUCGAGUCCGGAGAGAGAAAGUCCCUUCCAGAGACGCGCGCACCGGGGCUGUAGUGCUGUCAUUUAGGCACCUGUUUCGAGAAGUAGAAGGAGGGAACUUUUAGUCCCCUUGUCUUGCGGUUUCACUUUGAACGGGGUAAUAUGUGGGACCGAGGAAUAGUGAACUGUGAUACACCGGACAGGAUUUAGACGGAACGCAACGCAACGCAACGGGACGCACGCCGCUCUGUAACUUAGUGACAUAAAUAACAAAAGCACCGAAAGAAGACGCUGCCCGACCAGAGGAUAUUAUCAUCCACCGACUGUGGAUAUCUGCUCCGCCAGCAUGAAGUUUGCGGAGCACCUGUCUGCCCAUAUUACUCCAGAAUGGAGGAAACAAUAUAUUCAGUACGAGGCUUUCAAGGAGAUGCUGUAUGCGGCCCAGGACCAGGCCCCAUCCAUAGAAGUCACAGAUGAAGACACUGUCAAACGGUACUAUGCCAAGUUUGAGGAGAAGUUCUUUCAGACAUGUGAAAAGGAGCUCUCCAAGAUCAACACAUUCUAUUCAGAGAAACUGGCUGAGGCACAGCGCCGAUUUGCAACUUUGCAGAAUGAGCUGCAGACGUCUCUGGAUGCCCAGCGGGAGAGCAAUGCUCCAGGGCUGCGCAGUCACCGCAAAACGGUGUUUCCUUUGUCCAACAAAGAGCGCAACAAACAUCGCAACAUCAAAGACCUGCAGCUGGCCUUCAGCGAGUUCUACCUCAGCCUCAUCCUCCUGCAAAACUACCAGAAUCUGAACUUCACUGGAUUCCGUAAGAUUCUGAAGAAACAUGACAAGAUUCUGGACACACAGCGUGGCGCUGAUUGGCGUGUGGCUCACGUGGAGGUGGCUCCAUUCUACACCUGCAAGAAGAUCACACAGCUCAUCUCUGAGACCGAGGCUCUGGUGACCACAGAGUUGGAAGGAGGUGACCGUCAGAAGGCCAUGAAGAGGCUGAGAGUUCCACCUCUUGGAGCAGCACAGCCUGCACCUGCCUGGACCACCUUUCGUGUGGGACUGUAUUGUGGGGUCUUCAUUGUCCUGGCUGUCGCCUUUGUUCUUAUUGGUGCUUUUUUCAUUCGUAAUCAGAACAUCUGGCCACUGGUGCGCAUCUACCGAGGCGGUUUCCUGUUGAUUCAGUUUCUCUUCCUCUUGGGGAUUAAUACUUAUGGCUGGAGGCAGGCUGGUGUCAAUCAUGUGCUGAUCUUUGAGCUGAACCCUCGAAACAAUCUUUCACAUCAACAUCUGUUUGAGAUCGCAGGGUUUUUGGGGGUGUUGUGGUGUCUCAGCAUCCUAUCCUGUCUGUUUGCGGACUACACUUGGCUCCCUAUGCAGGCAAACCCCCUCAUCCUCUACGGCUUCAUGGUGCUGUUCCUCAUCAACCCCUUCAAAACUGCCUACUACAAAUCCCGUUUCUGGCUUAUCAAACUUUUGUUGCGUGUGUUCACCGCCCCGUUCCACCGAGUGGAGUUUGCAGACUUCUGGCUGGCAGAUCAACUCAAUUCCCUGGUCAUUGUGCUCUCAGAUCUGGAGUAUCUGGUCUGUUACUACAGCAUGGAGCUGCAGUGGGGAGAUCGCAGCGGCUUACUGCCCUCCAUAUAUGGCGAUGAACGGUGUAACAGCUACUCUUAUGGAAUUCGGGCCAUCAUCCACUGUCUGCCUGCCUGGAUGCGGUUUGUUCAAUGUCUGCGACGUUACCGGGACACCAGGAGAGCCUUCCCUCACCUGGUGAACGCUGGGAAAUACUCCACCACCUUCUUCGUGGUCACGUUUGCAGCCCUUUACAGAACUCAUAAAGACCAGAAACAUGCCGAUGCUGAGGUGUUUUUCUACAUGCUGAUCCUGUCUUCAGUCGUCAGUUCACUCUACACCCUGAUCUGGGACCUAAAGAUGGACUGGGGUCUUUUUGAUCGCAAUGCAGGCGAGAAUAUCUUCUUGAGAGAGGAGAUUGUUUACCCACAUAAAGCCUACUACUACUGUGCCAUUAUAGAAGAUGUGAUCCUGCGCUUCGCCUGGACACUGCAGAUCUCUCUGACUUCCAUGACUGCCAUUCCUUCCAUCGAGGACAUCGUGGUUACCAUUUUAGCUCCUCUGGAAGUGUUUAGACGUUUUGUGUGGAACUUCUUCCGUCUUGAGAAUGAGCACUUGAAUAACUGCGGUGAGUUCCGAGCGGUGCGGGACAUCUCAGUGGCUCCUCUAAACGCUGAUGACCAGACGCUGCUGGAGCAGAUGAUGGACCAGGACGAUGGAGUCCGGAACAGGCAGGGCAAAAGGAGCUGGAAACGGAGCUACAGCCUGUCCUUACGACGACCACUGCUAUCCUCACAGUCUAAGAAGGAUACUAAGGUGCUCAUUGAGGAUACGGACGAUGAGGCCUUCAGCUGAACCCAGAUGUCGCUGUCACGCCACCUGUCUCCGCUUUCUACUGGUUCCCCCCAGAGCUGCCUCAGCACACCUGAUCCCAAACACACACAGAUACACACAUAUUCACACACUCUCUCUUUUCAACACUCACAAAAGCAUCCAAAGACAGAGUAGUU
Messenger RNA from Carassius auratus (goldfish), 2622 nucleotides. RefSeq names its product xenotropic and polytropic retrovirus receptor 1 homolog. The coding region runs from base 389 to 2467 and encodes 692 amino acids. The record is from RefSeq and is a predicted model, not a curated record. Gene Ontology annotation, biological process: phosphate ion transport; cellular response to phosphate starvation. Gene Ontology annotation, molecular function: inositol hexakisphosphate binding; phosphate transmembrane transporter activity. Gene Ontology annotation, cellular component: cytoplasm; Golgi apparatus; plasma membrane. Lineage: Eukaryota; Metazoa; Chordata; Actinopteri; Cypriniformes; Cyprinidae. The transcript is spliced from 15 exons.